Carassius auratus (goldfish) is the source of this 3484-nucleotide messenger RNA. It is a transcript of the gene adisspa, whose product is annotated as adipose secreted signaling protein a. Lineage: Eukaryota; Metazoa; Chordata; Actinopteri; Cypriniformes; Cyprinidae. Bases 429 to 929 code for a protein of 166 amino acids. The record is from RefSeq and is a predicted model, not a curated record. The transcript has 7 exons.
ACUGUGAUCCUCAGCUCAAAGCCUAUGAUAGGUUAGAUAGGGGCUCUGCUGGGGCACUGGUCCGGACCUCUUGCCUCCACCUUGCGUGUAUAUAUAAUGAGGGAGAUGUAGAAAAAGAGAGCGAGCUAGACGUUAAGUAAGCAUCAGUAACCAAUGGCUGCGGUUCUUCUCUUGUGAUCGCGCGCAGCGUCAGAGCGGACUGAUGGCACAGCGCUUCAGGCAACGCCACAAACCUGCUUCUGCUCUACAAGCCAGAGGCUGGAGUCCCAUCUGCCUGCAUGAUCUACAGAUAAAUCUACUGUGGUGAAAUCAGGGACAGGUUCACUUCUCUGCAGCGGUCAUUGUCUCUGACUCGGUGUCUGUUAUUUAGAGAUGAUAUCGAAUUGACGUCAGUCAUCAUCCCUGGAUUUCCCUGGCCUUAUGUUGACAUGGCAACUGGAAGGAAAAGCUCCACUUCAAAAGGUGGAGUACGUUUCCCUGAUGAUGAUGAAGAUGCUCCCAUUAACAAUAGCUGUGAUGAAAAGCUUCAGGAUAAAGUCAUAACUGCUCUACCAGAGCCUGAUGGUGCAUAUCUUGUUAAGGUGGGAUUUUUAAGGAGCCAUCACAAAUAUGAAAUCAUCUUUUCUUUACCACAAGUCCCAACACUAGGGAAAGAUGUCUCCCUUUCCCCCGCACUACGCACUACUGCAAAACCACGACUACGUGCAACACUCAUCACACCACGGCCUGACGGGGGAGCGAGGGUGGUUUGUGAGUACAGCGCUCAGCAGGAGGGAGUGGUGCAAGAGGAACUCACCCUGGUCAACAGGAGCAGAAGAGACAGCAGCGUCCGAGUUCGAUUACAGGCCAGAGUCAUGGAUCGCCACCAUGGGACGCCAAUGUUACUUGAUGGAGUGCGGUGUGUUGGUGAAGAAAAACACACAAAAUAAUGACACAAAAGAUGUGACUAAAUCCAUUUGCUUGGGUAUAUGAUGAGAAUGAACCAAAAUGAAUGAAUCUAAGUACAUGUGAAUGUGAACAACCCAUCUCACACCCAUUCAUGGAGGAUCACAAAUCAAUUGUAUUCGCUAUUCUAGAGUCUAUGCUAAUCCAUCAUGAAUUCAACUUUAGUUUUUAACUGAAUUUUAUUACAGGAGAAUUAAAUCAAAAAGCAAUUUAAAGAGAAAAAGCAAUACCAUUGCAUCUGGCCAAGGAUAACAUAUGUCACAAGUUCAGCUGAGUUCAGCUAUGUUAUGUUUGAUAGCCUAAUGAUGAUUUACUAUACAUUCACUAUAUUGAGUUUCUCAUUAGCCACAAUAUGGAACAAAAAAUGGUUGGCUGGUUACUUUAUUCUAUUUAAAAUGUAUAUCAAAAACAUGCAGACAACCUAGUUUAUUUAUUUAUUUUGCAGGUAUUACCUGAAUGCCUGAAGGUGGAAUUUAUGUAUAAUCAGCUGCAAAAUAUACACUUCAUAUAAAUAUAUAUAAUUAUAUGUCAUACUGUUGCUUAAAUGCUUUGCAACCAUAAUCAAUCAAUCAUCAAUCUUUCCCACUGCUGUGAUACAUUUCUCAAAUAUGAUGUGGUUUGUUAAUACAAAAAAGUAGGUUAUAUAAAACACUUGUUGAUUGCUUUGUGCACAAAUAAAUAAAGAUAAAGAUAUGUACUGCAGUGCAUUGACCUACUCAAACAUAUCUUGGCAAUUAACAAUACUGUCAUGCCCUGAGGGAACUUAAAGGCACAAUAUGUAAGUUUUUGCCGCUAGGGGCGUGUAUUCAAAAAAACAAAGGUGUAGUUUGAUAAAGCCCUUAACUGAAUGUGGAAUCAUGGUAGUUGUUGUCUUCAUCCCCACAGCCAAUGCAACUCGGGCAAAAAUCAUGUUCAUGGACGAGCUAAUGAUUUAUUAAUCUAGUAGUAUAAAGCAGGGUGAGACUGAAAGUCGUCCAAGUGAAAAGAGGCCGUUGAACGAGAAAUGCGUUGAUCAUUUCCUGCUUUUAUGAAGCCCCUCCCUUAGAAAUUGGUGAUGGGCUCUGAUUGGUUAGCUAGCCCAGUGUGUUGUGAUUGGCUAAAAUGCCUCUAGUGCACAUCUAAAAGUCCCCUCACCUCAUCGGCAUGUGUUCUGGUUGUAUUGUAAAUAACGGCACCAUUAAUAUCACUCAUCAGUUUGAGCCCGAUUGAGUAGCAGAGGAUAUUAUUCAAGAAGAUCGUGCAGAACCAGUGCAAGCAUGUCUUUUAAUGGUAGACCUAUGCUAUUUGUUCGUUGUUGUCUCAUAGAUAUGCUGUUAUUUGUAAAUGCUACUGCUAAUGUUAGCCUUCAAUAUAUGGUUUUAUCCUAAUUAAAGCUUUAAUACAAUAUGCAUGCACCUCCAUGUUUAACGCUGCUAAUAGCUAUGUGAAAAUAAGUGUAUAAUUUUAUAACAUAAGUAAAAAUUAGCCUGAAUGCACUGUAAGCCGCUUUGGAUAAAAGCAUCUGCUAAAUGCAUAAAUUUAAUUUUAAUUUAUUUAAUUUCAUUUUAAUUUUAUAAUUGGAACAGUUCAUUGUUGGAGCCAAGUUGAAUGAGACAGAGAGAGAGAGAGAUGCAAAGCGUGAUGCAAGAAAUAGUAUUAAGAACCACUGCUUUAGAAGCACUGAUUUCGAAACUUGUGAAUCCAUUAGAAUUGUUAGAAGACAGAAUCACGAUACAUAUAUGAAUAGAUUUUUACGUGCACUUAUAGUUUUUUCUUCCACUUCUCUAAAAUAGCGCGCGCAGGAUGGCUUCGCUCCCUUUGCUGCCUUUUCUCAAGUACAAGGUUUAUCUGGAUUUGUUACAUCACGAACCUGGGAAGUAACAUUUUGUAGUACCCACCAGCCAUUUUGCAUUAAAUUGCCAGAAUUUUAAAAGACGAUAUCUCCGUUUGCAUUAAACUUUCGGCUUCAUAACUCUGCAGAAAUUAUGUUCAAAUAGCAACAUUACACACUAACUAACAUUAAAAAAGUUCAAUCACAUUCAACCACCCCUUUAAGCAAUUUUAGGACAUUACCACCAAGUGAUAAAUGUAAUAGAAUCUUUUCAAUAAUUUUGAGAAAGUCAUUUUGAUAUUCAUUUCAUCCAGUAUGUUGGUUGUCCAGUAUCUAACUUAUUUCCUGUAUGGUAUUUUAACAGGAUUUUGACAUCUUUUUUUUUUUGCUAAAAUUUGUCUUGACCACACAGAUGCUCUUGGGACCAAGACACACAAAAGAUAUGAUGGAUUUAUAAGUAUUAUUGACAUUUCCUGAAGUAAAGUUGCAAUUUAAAACUGCUAAUUUGUCUAUGAAGUUGACCAACAUGAAGUGAGGUUUUAUAUCAGCAACCCUUUUAUAUUUUAAUAGAGUGAUUGCUCUACAUAGUUUUUGUUGUGGGCAGUAACAAGAAACGGUUUGUUUAAAUAUAUCACCUCACACCUAAUCUUUGGCUUGCAGAAGCAAGCAGUAAGGGAAAUAGCAGCUUAUAACAACACUAGAUGGUGUUACUUGUGUUUAUCUACAACA